AAACUUCAGGCCACUACUUUUAUUUUGGUCUAAAACUGUUACAACUCUGUUUUUAUAUUCGAAAUGAACGCUGAAUCGAAAAAGUUGGUGGUUUAUAGUUCAGUGGUUAAUCGUUAUCGAACCAUUUGUUAACCGUUGAUAGAAUCGCUCAUGCUCAAUAACAUAAAAGACAAAUAUAGUACACUAAUUUAGUGCUGAAUUUAUCACUAACCAUAAAUAAUUUCAAAUCCAUAGCAUCAUCACCACCGAAAGUUCUAACAAAUCAUUCAAACCACCUCACAAAAGAAAUCACAGUUUUUUAUUAUUAAAUUAGCGUUAAUAAUUAAGGUGACAAUCGAUAGUGAACCACGUAAAGUCGACAAGGAGACCGAAAAGCGAUUAAAAUUAAGCAAAAAUGAAAUUAGUAAUUCAACUUGCAUGGCCUUAGUUUACGUUUAAAAAAAAUUCCUUAACUUUUUUGUGGUUAGAAAAGUGUACCAGUCAAAUCGUGGUGGUUCAUCUGAUCCAUGUCAAACAUGAUCGACACAUCUCGAACCGUCCAAACAAAUGGAACGAACCACUAUUAUAAUUGGGUUUUGACGAUUCUACUGGCCUAACUAACCGGUAACCACCGACCCGAUUUGAUUCUUAUAAAAUCACAUAUACGUGUGUAGCCGAGCUAACCCUAAUAAUCUCGUGAAAACUGUGAGAGAUAAAGAAGGAAGGGAGAAGAAGCGCGCAGCUGGGAGCGUUAAGCAUUUUCUUCUUUCUCACACAUUCCCUCAUUCAAUUUUCCCUUUCGCAUACAAAAAAAAAAAAAAAAACUCCUCUCUGUCUCUCACCGAAUUCUUCCAAACCCGCCGUUAUAGAUAAAGAUCACAUCUUUAUAGGAUGCGUUUCCACCAAGCCGCGGCGGCUGUCUGGGACGAGCCGGGCGGCGGCGGCGGAAACAGCAGCCCGACGCCGCCGAAGCUCUCCCUGUUCUCGCUACCCGCGGGAGUGAAGGGUAGUAGUAGUAGUGUCCGCCACUGCUCUCCCGGCCCUCCGCCGUCCACGCCGCCGAUCAACCGGCUCGCCUCCGUGCCGUUCAAGUGGGAGGAGGCUCCCGGCAAGCCCCGGCCUCCUCGCCGCCUCGACCACCACCGCCACGUCACCGACGGCGAGUCGAAAGUCAUUGAUCGGUGCCUGGAGCUGCCUCCGAGGCUGGUUGUUUCGAAUCUGCCGCCGUCACCAGCGUGUUUGAGCUUGCGGCAGGGAGAAGACGAGGGAAACCCGGCGGCCCCGAGGCGGUCGAUGUCGUUUACAAGCGGGAGCGGGAGGUCGCCGCCGCCGCCGCCGACGGGUCGGGUUUUCGGGUCGAGCAGGUGGGGGAAUCUGGUGACGAAGAUGACGUCAUCGACGGCGGCGGCGCGGAACAAGAAAGAUCAACAACAAGUGGCCAACUUCGAUUCCACGGAGAUCAACAGUUACGUGGAUGAUGAUGAUCAACGGAAUGUGAAGAUGACGAGGAUGAUCAUCAGGAGGCGGCGGAGCUUGUUCAACUUGUCGGCAGCAAGCCGGCCACAGGCAUGCUUGAAUAGUAUGUACAGGAGCUUCAAGAAGAUGAUGAUGGUUCCAACUAGAAGGAGGUAAGCUGGGGAGAGUGAAGUCGUCGGGUGAGUGGAGAGAGUAUUAAUGGAGUUGGUGGCUAACGGGUCAAUAAUUCUGCAUUAUUUAUAUAUAUACGACGGCCGUACCGUAUAAAACCGUAUGUUUCUGUGUAAAAGCCGGCGAUAAUGUUGAAGUUUGAUAUUGGAUGAACUAAUGGAGUUAGUAGGUAGGGUUGACAUGAAGGUGUUUGAGUUCAGCUUUGGGAAUUUUUGGUGUACAUUUUGGUUGAUUAAAUAUAUGUACGGUAUUCAGUAUUCACCUUUCACGAUCGCUAUCUUCUUUCUCUGUAUAAUCAUGGUUAUUAUUGUAUGUACAUAUGCGUGGAAUAUGUUUUGUUUCGUUCAACAAAUUUGAACGGUAAUCACCUCGAGAUCUUCUCUGUUAAGAUAUUACGAAUUUGAUCUAUUCUGAAUCUGAUCAUUUUACCUACGAGAUAAAUAUAUUUAGGUAUC
This is a messenger RNA of Linum trigynum, 2081 nucleotides long. The record is from the annotation of a GenBank genome assembly. Lineage: Eukaryota; Viridiplantae; Streptophyta; Magnoliopsida; Malpighiales; Linaceae.